Messenger RNA from Hordeum vulgare subsp. vulgare (domesticated barley), 1604 nucleotides. RefSeq names its product putative clathrin assembly protein At1g33340. Gene Ontology annotation, cellular component: clathrin-coated vesicle; clathrin-coated pit. Gene Ontology annotation, molecular function: phosphatidylinositol-4,5-bisphosphate binding; clathrin heavy chain binding; 1-phosphatidylinositol binding. Gene Ontology annotation, biological process: vesicle budding from membrane; clathrin-dependent endocytosis; clathrin coat assembly. The record is from RefSeq and is a predicted model, not a curated record. The transcript has a single exon. NCBI's taxonomy places the organism in Eukaryota, Viridiplantae, Streptophyta, Magnoliopsida, Poales, Poaceae. Bases 232 to 1419 code for a protein of 395 amino acids.
UCAUAAGGCCAAUAGUGGAUUUGCUGAUGCAGACGCUUCACUCGAGAAAUUCUUGUGAAGAUGACACUCAUCAGAGUCUGACCAUGGCCAUCUAUAGCUCACUUUCUCUCUCUACCUAUAUCUCCCUUGGCCCACCUGCAAGUGAGUGCAUGCACAAGACGGAGUGUGCUAUAACUCUCAUUCGCCAUCUCUCUAAUCUCCUCUCUCUACUCUCAUGAGGGCAUAUAAGACAUGAAGGUGUUCAGGGGCAAGAUUUGGGCAGCACUAGGGUCACUCAUGGAUCAUGCAGGCGCAGCCUCCAACAAGGCUUCCACGGCGGCGGUGCCAGACCGAGCGCUCCUCACGGACAUCGAGGCGGCCAUCGCGCGGUGCACGGACGGUGGAGGGGGCGGGAGCGUCGGUGACGACCGCCACGUCCACGAGAUCCUCUUCCUCGUCUCCAACGCCCCGGGCGCGAUCACCUUCCUCUCCCGCCGCAUCACGGCGCGCCUAGAGGCCGCGCGGGCCCCGGCCACCGCGCUCCGGUCUCUACUCCUCGUCCACCGCCUCCUCCGCGCAGGCGACCGCUACUUCGAGCAGGACUUCCGAGGCCUCUGGGCCUCCCACGACCUCCGCGUCGACGCGCCUCGUUGCGCCUGCUCCUGUUCUCCCCUCGCUGCCUCCGGCGCCGGCGUCAACUAUGUCACGGCCAGCACGGUGACCGCCACCGGAGCGUGCUCUUUCCUCCACGGCUACACGGCCUACCUCGAGGAGCGCAUGCAGUGGGUGAUCAACCAGUCAGGCAACCUGGAGCCCACCCGGCCCUCGCCACAAGAUCACGACGACAAGCCGCACCCCGCCUCCUCCUACGACGCCGCCGCCGCCGAGACGCUCCUCUUCAAGCUCGCCAUGUGCCAGAGGCUGCUUGACGUUGCUGUCCAGCUGUUGCCGGACAACAACACAAGCGCCAGCGCCGCCGCGCGGUCAGCCUUCGGCAUUGUGCUCCGGGAGAGCUUCAAGGUCUACGACGCCUUCAAUGAAGGCAUCGACGUGCUGCUAAGGUCGAGAAGCAUCGGUCUUCUCAGCAAGUCUCUCAGGGUUUCAGCUCAGGAGGUGCUGAGGAAGGCGUGCGCUCAGACGCCUGAGCUGAAAGAGUUCUACCACAAGUGCAAGAAGAACAAUGUCGGCAAGAUCACGGACUACCCUGUCGUCAGGGUCGUUACGCUGGCGCAGGCCUCGGCAAUUGAGAUCAUGCCGCCGGUCUGUGAAGAGGAUGGCCGGGAGGAGCUUGGCGGCGCCGGUGUGGUGGUGCAGGAGAACGAAGGCGACGCGCCGUUUGAGAGCAAGCUGGAGACGACUAUCAGUGCGGUGUGGGUCGAGUUCGACGACGAAGAUCACCAGGAUGGCCGUGAGGUUACCGGCGAUGAUCGCAGCAGCUAGCCUAGCUACUACUACUAGUAUGUAGGAGUUCUUUUUUUUGCAAUGUCCAAGUAUAUUAAUUUUGAGUGAUUGGAUUGGUCUCCUCGAUCCCCUCUUCUUGUGUGCAAGGUUAAUCAUUCUAAAGGAUCCGUGUCUUCAUUCAGCUGGCAAGAUAAUCCAAUAAUAUUCUUUUUCACUUGAAGUUC